Molecule: messenger RNA, 1434 nt
Organism: Durusdinium trenchii
Lineage: Eukaryota; Dinophyceae; Suessiales; Symbiodiniaceae
Source: the annotation of a GenBank genome assembly
AUGGCGCUUUCUCCACUGAUCUGCAGGCGGGGCCGCCUGACGUUCCUCCGCUCAGCUGCCUGGCCCAGGCGCUGGGUGCGGACGCAGUUGGUGGGUCAGCCUACCCUGGCGGAGCUCCUGCAGACGGCGGAGCGCUCCUCGUCCUGGACGGCCACCAAGUGUCUGGCGGUGCUGGGAGAAGUCACCAGCCGCGCCAUCCAGGAGAACCAGGUCGCGGAUCUCCUGCAGAGCCCCAUCUUCAGUUCCUUGCUCGAUCGAGUUCAGCACCGCUUGUACGGCUUCUCUGCUUCGGAGGCCUAUCUGCUGCUGCUUUGCAUUUCCCGCGUAAAGAGCGCACUGAACGCGAGCUCUGUUCAAGCUCUGGAGCCUUUGCAGAAGCGUGCGCUGGAGCAACUGGCUGAAGAUCUGGAGGAGCUCAGCUCUGAACGCUUGGUGGAAGUGUUGCACCUUGGGUCCAGAGGCUUGGGACAGGCGUUGCCUGAGUUUUGGCGUGAGCUGAGUGAGCUGCUGUCCCAACGGCUCGACACCGGGAGCCUGAGCCCCCGGGCGCUGCUCCUCGCCGCGGACGCGCUGGCGAGCUCCGCGGAGGAGGGUAUCGCGAGGUCGCGGCUGGUGCCUCAGGUCGUCCGGCAGUCCAGGGAAUGCCUGGAGCACUUCUCCUUGAAGCAGCUGGCACGACUGGCUGGUGACCUUCAUCAGCUGGACGUCUCCCAGGAGAUCCUGGAUGAGCUGGUGCAGAGGCUUUGCGGAGCUGCGGAAGCCCUUCCACCCCCAGCGCUUGCGACGGCCAUGACAGUGGCGGUGCGGAAGGAGGAGCUGGAGCUUCUACAGUUGCGCUGCUUGGAGAUCGCCCAUACCUGCCAUGCCAGUGAUGCCAUCCUCACGCUCAGGGCUUUGGUGUGUCAGAGCAGCUUUCCGGUCGAGUUGAUGAUCCUCUUGCUGAUGCAGGUGGUGAAGCAGCCGCGGAGCGUGUGGAGCGAUGUCGAAGAACGGGCGCUCCACCAGGUCACUUUGAGUAUUCUGCAUGACCCAAACGCAGAAGAUGUUCGAAGAGCACUCGAGGAUGCUGAAGAGCUUUGGGAUGCAUGCUACAGGCCGGAAGAGGUGGUUCUCGAAGCGCCCGACGAGGAGGCGCUCAAGGCCGUGGGCCACGUGCCCGAGGCAUUGCAGGCGGCCGGCAUCGAGGUGGCGCGUGUGGCCGAGGGCCAAAUCAUCAGAGACUUCUACUGGUUGCCGAUGAUGAUCCAACUGAAAGAUGGUCAAUGGCUCGGCAUUGACGCGGACGGAAGGAGGGAGGACGGGCACCGCGACCCCUUCCGACGCCUGAAGCAACGGCAUUUGCAUCUCUGGGACAUUCCUCUUCUCUGGCACAGGCGUGAAGCUGGCUCCUUCCGAGGACUGGUCGAGGAGAUCUUGCCCUUGACGAGGACGUGA